This is a messenger RNA of Aspergillus nidulans FGSC A4, 1326 nucleotides long. RefSeq lists its product as uncharacterized. The record is from RefSeq and is a predicted model, not a curated record. The transcript is spliced from 2 exons. Lineage: Eukaryota; Fungi; Ascomycota; Eurotiomycetes; Eurotiales; Aspergillaceae. Bases 1 to 1287 code for a protein of 428 amino acids.
AUGUACAACGAGCAAUGGCUGCUAACGACCUAUAGCCCCCUGAACGUUGAGAGCUUGAGCGAGAUCUCUACCCCUUUGCAUCAGAAUGCAACGGACUAUGGAAUGUACUCUGGUGACUCAUUCAGCUCAUUGGAUCCAUUAGCCCCGGAACUGCCAUCGGAAAUGGGGAAAGACCUUUCGUUUCUUCUUCGAUACGACAAUUAUCAUUCCCUCUCUCAAGUUGACAUACCUCAUGCUUUGCGGUCAGACUUCAUAUCACCUACAUCUGAUGAAACCCUGGCUUCAUCACUCAGCACUCUUGAAAGGCUCCUAGCGGAAGGCCAUUUCCUCUUAGCAGCGUACCUGGCCGGCACGAUCCUAACGUCGUCACUGAUAUCCCCAACAGAUAUCAAGGUGAUAUUUGCAUUGUUUUACACACGGCUCGCAUGUCUAGAGCUCUCCGGUAAUACGAACAUCGCAGCUCAAGAAUCGAAAGCGCUAGAAGAUUUAAGUUCGACCUUCUACUAUGUAGAGCCCAAACUAGCAGCGACCGAUGCCCGUGAUCACCAGCUGAGCUAUGCCCGACAUAUUGCGCCAUGGCCGCUUCGCGUCCUAGCUAUUAGGCUGCAGAGUAUCGGGUUCGGAGAUCCGCGCAGGGGAAUCGGGGGUUUGUACGAGCUUGGGCUUGAAGCCCGGAGGGAGAUCCUGCGCCCAGACAUCGAUCCAGCGGAACGUGAGAUCUGGAAACAGAGGCUGUCUGAUCUUGGGAUACGGACUGUGAAUGCGUUAAUUGAGAUGGGAGAUCUCUGCGCAGCCAAGAGGUCACUGGAGAGCUUGAGGAAGACAGAAUCAGCCAACGAGAUUACCAGGUUAAGAGCGACGCUUCUGCUACUGGCGAUCGGCGAUGUCGAUGCUGCAAGGCAGCUAUUCGAGGGCUUCGGCGAUACUGGCGACGCGAUAUUUAAGCCCCUUCUCAGUAUGUCUGAGGGCCGCUAUAAUGAUGCAGUUAUUGAAUGGCGUGAUAUCCUUGGGAACAACAGCAGGGAAGCCGACGAGGCGAUCAUUUCUCAGAACCUGGCUGUGUGUCUGUUGUAUACCGGUCAGCUAAGCGAGGCACGUGAGGCUCUGGAGACUCUGGUCCAGGCACAGCACUCCUUUUCCAGUCUGAUUUUCAAUCUAGCGACAGUCUAUGAGCUGUGCUCUGACAAGGCUAUGCAGUUGAAACAUGGGCUUGUCGAAAAGGUGGCCAGACAACCAGUCACAGGCCACACAAAUUUGGAUCGGCCGAACGCUGAUUUCAAACUGUGAAUAAGAUAGCUACUCAAACGAAGGUGCAGGGUGGCAUGU